Molecule: messenger RNA, 968 nt
Organism: Lolium perenne
Lineage: Eukaryota; Viridiplantae; Streptophyta; Magnoliopsida; Poales; Poaceae
Molecular function (GO): DNA binding
Source: RefSeq, a predicted model, not a curated record
CUGCAAUGGGAGUACGUGUAUUCUCUAAAGAAGAUGUACUACUCUCUGUUGAGGAAAUGAAGAUCACUGAAUGUGUUACAGAUGGACAAUGCGACACAAACUCUCAAGAUAAUAUUCUAGCCUUGCUGGAGUUCAACCUACCUGAGUUGCCACAAGGAUGGGUCAAAGAGAUAGUAUACAGAAGAACAAGGACAAGGACGGGAAUAAAGAAAUAUCUGUACUAUACGGAUCCUGUUACCCAAUAUGUCUUCCGUACUCUGAAGGCUGCAAUUAGAUUUCUUGAAACGGGGGAAGUCACAAAACGUAAAUUUAUUCAAAAGACAAGUGUCCAUGACUUGUACUCUUUUGAAAAAUCUGCUGAUCUGCAUGAGAGUUUGCACAAGAGACUAGCAAAUAUUUUGAAGUAUGCUAAAACACGUGCAAGUUCACCAAAACCAAGAGGGCCAGCACAAAGGGAGAAAAUAAACUGCAAUGGCCAAACAUCAUAUAGCAGCGAGGACAGAGACACCGACGACGACACCUCUACAGGCUCGGACUCACCAAAUGAGCACCAAAACAUCAAGAACAAAACAAUAAAGAAUAAAAGGGGAGAAUCAACAAGCUGGUCCGAGACUAUCAAGCGUCCAAGAGGGAAACUUGUGAAAACAAACAGAUCAAACACAACGAAGGUUAGCACCAAAAGAGAAGUCAAACAACAUACGGGCUAAUCAAGCAAGGAAUGGCAGGACAUGAAGCCAUCGAGGGCAAAAACUAUAGAAAUCACUGGUUUUUGUAUCAAAUAGUAAUAUUUAGCCAGCAUUUUGUUCCAUUUUGCUUGCACAACUUCAUUAUACUUUAGACUAAAGAGUUCUAUAAUCUCUGUUGGGUUGUCCGAGGCUCGAACUGAAGGCAUCAACUAUAUAGCAAUAGCCAUUAUGUCCUAGGGCAGGAGACCCGCCGAGAGUCCUCGCACAUGCCGCAAUUCCAAA